GAGACCAACGAAUAAGAACAAAGUGCGUCAUUUCCUAUUUACGUUCAUUUUCCCGCGCUGGUUGUUUGUAGGAUCAGCUGUCAUUGAGAAUCAACACUGCUCAAUUUAAACAUGUCAAACUCCGAUUAUGAUCCAGCUUGUUUGCCUGACUUGUUACCGCUGUAUUAUCGCAGACUAUUCCCGUUUCCACAGUACUAUCGCUGGUUAAGUUAUGGCGGUGUGUCUAAAAACUACUUCCAAAACCGUGAAUUUUCCUUCACGCUAAAAGAUGACAUUUAUGUCAGAUAUCAGUCCUUCAGCACUCAGAAUGAGCUGGAGAAAGAGAUGCAGAAAAUGGUUCCUUACAAGAUUGAUAUUGGAGCAGUCUACAGCCAUAGGCCCAGUCAACACAAUGCUGUGAAGUCUGGAACCUUCCAGGCCCUGGAGAAGGAGCUGGUGUUUGACAUUGACAUGACAGACUAUGACGAUGUCAGACGUUGCUGCAGUGCUGCUGAUAUCUGCUCAAAGUGCUGGACUCUAAUGACCAUCGCUAUCCGUAUUCUGGACCGGGCACUUCGGGAGGACUUUGGAUUCCAUCAUCUCCUGUGGGUGUAUUCGGGUAGGAGAGGAGUGCAUUGCUGGGUUUGUGAUGAAGCUGCUAGGAAGCUCUCAGUGGCGGCACGGUCUGCUGUGGCAGAGUAUCUCAGUUUAGUCAAGGGUGGUGAGGAGACCACGAGAAAAGUUGUGCUGUCAGAUCCAAUCCAUCCUUUCAUCAAUCAUUCUCUGUCUGUGGUGGAGCACUAUUUCCCACAGUACGCCAUUGUGGAACAGGACAUAUUAGGCAGUAAAGAGAGUUUAGACAAAGUGCUCGCUCUGCUACCUGAAGAUAUCAAAAAAGACCUGGCAACCUAUUGUCAGAAGGUGAAAAACCCAAUGGAGCGAUGGGGCGAACUCUGCUCUCUGGUUGAACAUAAAAAGUCGAGUACUAAGAAGGGUGGUCAGUACUUCGAUAAGGAGAUUAUGUUGCAGUACUGUUACCCUCGCCUGGAUGUCAACGUCAGUAAAGGAGUCAACCAUUUACUGAAGAGCCCCUUCAGCGUACACCCCAAGACGGGUCGAAUCUCAGUGCCAAUAGAUUUGAAAGAACUGAACACGUUUGAUCCUUUUGACGUUCCUACGAUCAGUUUGAUCUGUGAGGAGCUGGAGAAACCCAGAGCAGAUGAGGUGGAGGACGAGGAUAUGAAGGACAAGGAGAAUGAACAAGAUGCUGGAGAACGACGCAGAAUCAGAGAUUACAAGCGCACCAGCCUGGCCAAGUAUGUGAAGGUGUUUGAUCGUUUUUUGGAGGCAAUGGCUCGAUCUCGGAAAGGAGAGAUGCUGAAGAAGAGUGAUCUUCAGAAGGACUUCUGAGACAGAAGAGCUGGAACAUUACAGCUAAUUUUCAGGUUUUCAUAAUGCAUAACUGCUGACCAUCUGUUUGUAAAGAUACAGACACUUUUGACAUACAAAAAACUACAGUUUUGCUUUCAAACAUUCCAUUGGAGGAUCGGUCAAGUUAUGAAAUAAUGUCAUUUAUUUCCACAUGAUACUGUGUUCCUUUACUUUUCUAAUAAAAUAUUUUCACUUGUGUUCUA
Ctenopharyngodon idella (grass carp) is the source of this 1613-nucleotide messenger RNA. RefSeq names its product DNA primase subunit 1 (gene prim1). Lineage: Eukaryota; Metazoa; Chordata; Actinopteri; Cypriniformes; Xenocyprididae. The coding region runs from base 112 to 1389 and encodes 425 amino acids. The record is from RefSeq and is a predicted model, not a curated record. Gene Ontology annotation, cellular component: alpha DNA polymerase:primase complex. The transcript is spliced from 13 exons. Gene Ontology annotation, biological process: DNA replication, synthesis of primer.